Molecule: messenger RNA, 2768 nt
Organism: Onychostoma macrolepis
Lineage: Eukaryota; Metazoa; Chordata; Actinopteri; Cypriniformes; Cyprinidae
Product: retinol-binding protein 3-like
Biological process (GO): proteolysis
Molecular function (GO): serine-type peptidase activity
Source: RefSeq, a predicted model, not a curated record
AAACUAAUGGACAAAAGAUGGCAGGGACUGUAAGAGUUUUUGCUCUGAUCAUAGUCGCUUGUCAGGUCCUGCUCGUCGAUGCAUCAUUUCAGCCUGCACUUGUCUUGGACAUGGCUAAAAUUCUGCUCGAAAACUACUGCUUCCCAGAGAAUCUAGUUGGCAUGCAGGAGGCAAUACAACAAGCCAUAAACAGCGGAGAGAUCCUACAGAUCUCUGAUCGGAAAACACUGGCAGCUGUACUGACUGCCGGCGUUCAAGGUGCACUCAAUGACCCCAGACUGACCGUGUCUUACGAGCCUAAUUAUACUCCGAUCACGCCACCUGCACUUCAGUCGCUGCCCACGGAACAGCUGAUACGGCUAAUCAGGAAUACUGUUAAACUGGAGCUGAUGGAUAACAACGUCGGUUACCUGAGGAUUGACCGUAUUAUAGGUCAGGAGACUGCGGCAAAAUUGGGACGCCUCGUUCACGACAACAUCUGGAAGAAGGUUGCCCAUACAUCAGCAAUGAUCUUUGAUCUGCGUUUUAGCACAGCAGGAGAUCUCGGUGUGCCGUACAUUAUUUCAUAUUUUUCUGACCCUGAACCACUUUUGCACAUAGACACAAUCUAUGAACGACCCACCAAUACUACAAAGGAGUUAUGGACAAUGCCGAAUCUCUUGGGUGAACGAUAUGGGAAAAGAAAAGAGCUGAUUGUUUUAAUCAGCAAGCGCACCACGGGCGCAGCAGAAGCUGUUGCCUACAUCUUAAAACAUCUAAAAAGAGCCAUCGUUGUUGGAGAAAAGUCGGCCGGUGGGUCGGUUAAUGUUGAAAAGUUGAGGGUUGGGGAUUCUGGGUUUUAUAUUACGGUCCCUGUUGCUAGAUCUGUGAACCCCGUCACAGGAGAGAGUUGGGAGGUGACUGGGGUGUCUCCAUCCGUUAACAUCAACCCAAAGGAAGGAAUCGCAAAAGCCAAAUCCCUCAUCGCUGUCAGGAAAUCAAUACUGAAAGCGGUUCAAAGAGUGUCAGAUAUUAUUAAACGAUUUUAUGCAUUUAAAGAUAAAAUCCCAGCUUUGCUAAAUCAUUUUGCUAAAACUGAUUUUUUCACAGUGAUUUCUGAAGAGGAUUUGGCAGCAAAACUUAAUUAUGAGCUGCAGUCCGUGUUUGAAGACCCUCGUUUAAAUAUCAAGACUUUGCAAGGAUCGUCCGACAAGGGGCAAGAACCGGAUACAACCCCGACCACCCCUUCAUCUUUUGAUAAUCCAUUAUUCAAGUUGGAAAUUCUAUCAGGAAACAUUGGAUUUCUGCGUUUUGACAGAUUCCCGUCACCUACAGUUUUGAUAGAACUAGAGGAUCGAAUCAAAAAGAAGGUCUGGCAACCAGUCAAAGACACAGAAGACCUGAUAAUCGAUCUGCGCUAUAACACCGGUGGAUCCACCGAGGCCUUGCCCAUUCUGCUUUCCUACAUGUUCGACGCCUCAUCAAAUACCCACCUCUUUUCAAUCUACGACAGCAUCCAGAACGAGACCGUCGAUUUUCACACCCUCCGUAACAUCAGUGGGCCUUCCUAUGGUUCCAGAAAGGGUAUUUAUGUUUUGACAAGCUAUUACACAGCUGAAGCUGGAGAGGAGUUCGCUUACCUGAUGCAGUCCUUGCACCGAGGCACUGUUGUAGGGGAAAUCACUUCUGGAACGCUCCUUCACUCCAGGACUUUUCCAGUUGAAGAAACAAGCCUUGGCAUUACCGUCCCCAUCAUAAAUUUUAUCGAUAUACAUGGGGAAUGCUGGCUUGGAGGCGGAGUAGUUCCUGAUGCCAUCGUGCUUGCUGAAGAUGCAGUCGAGCGAGCUCAUGAAAUCAUUGCAUUUCACAAGGAUAUUCCAGCUUUGGUGCAAGAAGCUGGAGAUCUCUUGGAAAAACAUUACACUGUACCUGAGGUUGCAGCUAAAGUGAGUGGACUGUUACAGUCCAAGCUAACCGAAGGACUUUAUCGCUCAGUUGUUGAAUAUGAAUCUCUUGCAUCUCAACUCACCGCAGACCUCCAAGAGACCUCGGGUGAUCACAGACUGCACAUUUUUAACUGUGAAAUUGAACCAGAAUCCCUUCACAAUGUUCCCAAAAUCCCUUCUCCUGAAGAGGUGGGGUUCAUCAUUGAUGCCUUAUUCAAAGUAGAGGUAUUGCCUGGAAAUAUUGGCUAUUUGAGAUUCGACAUGAUGGAAGACAUAAAUGUUCUGCGAGCAAUUGGUCCCAAGCUCGUCGAAGUUGUAUGGAACAAGCUGGUGAACACAGACAUGCUCAUAAUUGAUCUGAGAUAUAACACAGGUGGCUAUUCCACGGCUAUUCCACUGCUUUGCACCUAUUUCUUUGAUGCACAACCCUUGAAACACCUUUACACUAUUUUUGACCACUCCAAAGGAAAUGCAACAAAGGUUAUGACCCUUCCUGAAGUGCUUGGACAAAGGUACGGCUCUCAGAAAGACAUCUAUAUCCUGACGAGUCACAUAACUGGAUCAGCCGCUGAAGCGUUCACUAGAACAAUGAAAGACCUGAAAAGGGCCACUGUUAUUGGAGAGCCCACUAUUGGAGGUGCCCUCUCAAGUGGAACGUACCAAAUUGGGAAUAGCAUCCUGUAUGCUUCCAUUCCCAACCGAGCAGUUUUGAGUGCCGUUACUGGAAAAGCAUGGAGUGUGUCUGGUGUUGAGCCACAUAUUGCAGCUCAAGCAAGUGACGCACUUAAUGUUGCCCAGAAAAUAAUUAGCGCAAAGCACCAAAAGAAAAAAUCAGGGAAAUAG